AUGGGUCGUCUAUACAACUGGGGCUGUGCCAUGGUGGCUGGAUCCGGUAGCAUGCUCUACGGCUAUGAUGCAGCCAUCAUCGCUUCGACAUUUGCUCAGACCGGCUUCAUAGAUUACUUCAAGCCCAAUGCGACAGUAAUGGGGGCGAUCGGAUCGAGUUACUUUGGCGGAGUCGUUCUUGGCCUGGUCCUCAUCACCAUGAUCGCCCAGAGGCUAGGUAGGAAAAGAUCCAUACAGGUUGGCGGCGUGAUAGGUCUCGUCGGCGCCAUCAUGCAGACCGCCGCUCAAGACAUUGCCGUCUUCUUUGUCGGCCGGGUUAUCGCAGGAGCGUCAUCUGGCAUCAUGUUGACCACUGUCAACGUGUACCAGUCUGAAAUUGCACCGCCCAAGGAACGAGGUGCCAUGGUCGCGUUCCAGCUUCUCGUCCUUUCCGCAGCCGGAGCCCUGGCGUCGUGGGUCGGAUACGCAUGUCACUUCUCAUCCAAUGCCACCUUCUCUUGGUAUGGAUCACGAUCCCCAGACUUCCUCGUUGGCAACAUGGUUCACUAA
Molecule: messenger RNA, 549 nt
Organism: Fonsecaea nubica
Lineage: Eukaryota; Fungi; Ascomycota; Eurotiomycetes; Chaetothyriales; Herpotrichiellaceae
Exons: 3
Coding region: 1-549 (182 amino acids)
Biological process (GO): transmembrane transport; carbohydrate transport
Cellular component (GO): membrane
Molecular function (GO): carbohydrate:proton symporter activity
Source: RefSeq, a predicted model, not a curated record